Penicillium verhagenii is the source of this 1956-nucleotide messenger RNA. Its product is annotated as MATE family efflux transporter. Gene Ontology annotation, molecular function: antiporter activity; xenobiotic transmembrane transporter activity. Gene Ontology annotation, cellular component: membrane. The coding region runs from base 1 to 1956 and encodes 651 amino acids. The record is from RefSeq and is a predicted model, not a curated record. NCBI's taxonomy places the organism in Eukaryota, Fungi, Ascomycota, Eurotiomycetes, Eurotiales, Aspergillaceae. Gene Ontology annotation, biological process: xenobiotic detoxification by transmembrane export across the plasma membrane. The transcript has 2 exons.
AUGCCGCCACGAAAUGUCUUCUCCGCGGACUCCGCAGAGCAUCAAAGCCGGUAUGGCCGGUCUUUCACCUCCAGUUCGCCCAUUGCCGAAGCAGCUAUUUCUCGAGACUUAGCCCACUACACCGACGAUGAUUCCUUUGCCACCGAUACCUCGGGAUCCUCGACAGUACGUCCAUCCAGUAGCCAUGCCGGGACGAAUCCUCACUCGCUAGCCGGGUCUUAUCGCCGCCCAGGUUACUUCACCACCGUCAAUCACACUACAACCAUCCCCGCCCAUGGUGAUUACCAACCCUUGACCUCCCGCGAACGUGAACAAGCAAUUCAAGAGGAACACGCUCUGUUAGGCGACAACAAUGUCAUUCCAAUUUCGCAGAAACCCCGUCGACUGUCGCAUACAUUAAGCAGUCUUUUCUCCACCUCUCCAAGCCAGGGACAAGGAAGCUCCUCCAAGCCGCAAGAGUCUUUCCGGGCCGUCUCGACACAUGAAGACCUGGGAACAGAGCGAAAUCCCACUGAGGCUACGGCCUUGUUGGGAUCCCCAGAUGAUAAUGAGAUGGGACCGGAGGAGAUCGAUCGGAAAUGGGAAGAAGCUGUGAUCGCAGGAUUAAUCAAUACCACUUGGAAGCGGGAAUCCGAAGUCAUCGCCCGAUACUCCCUGCCGCUCAUGGUAACAUUCCUGUUACAAUAUUCUCUAACGGUCGCCAGCAUUUUUACAAUCGGACAUUUGGGCAAGGAAGAGCUAGGAGCUGUCAGUCUGGCGAGUAUGACGGUGAGUAUCACUGGAAAUGCGGUAUUUUCCGGUCUUGCAACAAGCUUGGAUACCCUCUGUGCCCAGGCGUAUGGAUCCGGCAAGCGGAAGCUCGUGGGUCUUCAGAUGCUCCGGAUGAUCUAUUUCCUCUGGAUCGUGACCAUCCCCAUCGCCGUGCUGUGGUAUUUUUCGGACCACAUUCUAGCCAAGAUUGUCCCGGAGCCAGAAGUCGCAAAGAUGGCGGGUCUGUAUCUAAAGGUUGCUCUUCUGGGGACUCCCGGAUAUGCUUGUUUUGAAAGUGGAAAGCGAUACCUGCAGGCUCAGGGUGUCUUCUCAGCUUCUCUUUAUGUGCUGAUUGUUUGUGCGCCUCUGAAUGCGUUCAUGAAUUGGUUUUUUGUCUGGAAAUUGCAAUGGGGAUUUAUUGGUGCUCCAAUUGCAGUUGCCAUCACAGAGACUCUUCUCCCCAUUGGCCUUUUCAUCUAUACCUACUACUUUGUUGGGAGUGAGUGUUGGUGUGGCUUUUCCAGACGAGCCUUUCAAAAUUGGGGCCCCAUGAUCCGUCUCGCUCUGCCAGGCUUGAUCAUGGUGGAGGCCGAGUGUCUCGCCUUUGAAGUUCUCACGUUGGCAUCAAGCUAUCUCGGCACUACCGAGCUAGCCGCCCAGUCUAUUCUCUCCACUCUCUCGAGUAUCACAUGGCAGAUCCCAUUCCCCCUCUCAAUCGCAGGCAGCACGCGAAUUGCAAAUCUGAUCGGUGCCUCGCUGGUCGGUGCCGCGAAGACAUCCGCCAAGGUGAGCUUCUGUGGAGCCACUAUCGUGGGACUGUUCAACAUGGUUCUACUUUCCAGUUUACGCUCCUACAUCCCUCGACUAUUUAGUUCCGAUCCAGAGGUGAUAGACCUAGUGGCCCAGGUUCUUCCUCUGUGUGCAGCGUUCCAACUCUUCGAUGCACUGGCUGCCAACUGCAAUGGUAUCCUUCGGGGUCUGGGCCGACAAGAGAUUGGUGGCUAUAUUCAGCUCUUCUGUUACUAUGUCAUCGCUAUGCCGAUCAGUAUGGGGACAACCUUUUGGUUGGACUGGGGGGUCAUGGGCCUCUGGACUGGUGUAGCGUUGGCUCUUCUGCUUGUCUCCGCGAUCGAAGCGAUCUUCAUCACUCGAAUAAGCUGGGAGCAUUCAGUCGAAGAGGCUUUACAGCGGAAUGAGCUAACCUAA